UAACUUUCAUUAGUAAAAAAAUACCGGUGGUGGUGAGAGGAAAGAACAAGGUCUGGAUAUAUAUAUUGAUUCAACUGAAAGAAUGGAAGGGAACAAUCCUGAAUCGACAGGAGUAGACUAUGUACAUGAUGAGUCCGAGGCUGCCCCAACUGUAUCACCAGAAGACCAAAAUAUGUUACCCGAUAACAACAGCAAAGAUAGAACAGACUCUAAAGACUUUCUGGUUCCAAAAGUAAAGGCUGAAGACCAUUCUAUAAGUGACACCAGUUUACCAGGAGAUAAUUCACUGUCCACGUCCCCGAACUCACAAGAGCCAUUGCCUGUAUCAAAAGUUGCUUCUUUACGGGACCAGCUGUCACUUUUGCCUGAAAGCCCAAGUCGACGUAAAGAACCAAUAAAUGUACAGAUUCGUGAUAUUAAUCCUUAUAUUACAUGUGGUCUAUGUGGAGGGUAUCUAUAUGAAGCAUCAACUAUCACAGAAUGCAUGCAUUCAUUUUGUAAGACUUGUAUUGUACGACACACGGAACGACACCUGAACUGUCCAACAUGUGACGCAGCUAUACACCCCACAGAUCCUUUUGUCCAUAUAAGAAAUGACAGUACAAUUCAAGAUAUUGUGUACAGACUAUUACCACACAUUGCUGAAGAGGAACAACGGAGAGAGAAAGUAUUCUAUGAAGAGCACGAAAAAGCAACAGGAGUGCAAAUAACACCUAAGCUGACCCUGCCCCCACCACCUCCACGGACACCACCCCCUAACUCCAUACCUCCAAUGCCUGUGAAACCCCCAAAGAGGACAGAGUCUCACAAACAACGUAACCUAGGAAACUUUAAGUCACACAGUGUGUCACUCUUCCUUGAAUACAUUGGGGAUCUGGACGAGUUUGGUGAUCAGCUUACUUUAGCAAAAAAUUUUCUGAGAGUGACUGGCAAAGCCACAAUUGGAAACCUGAUCAGCUUUAUAAGGAAGAAACUUUAUCUAACAACACACUGUAAUGUUGACAUUUUCUUAACACACAAUUCAGACACAACUUUGAUGACAACGGAUAACAAACUUCAAAAUAUAAGAGAAGAAUAUUACCAAGGACAGGAUUGUAUAGUUGAACUACAGUACAGAGUAAGUACCAAUCUGGAUGACUGAGGAAAAAUGGCUUUUACUUGUGGAAGUUUUAUAACUGUGUCUGGAAGUACUAUUGUUAUAGAAUUUAUUAUCAAAGCAAGAUCUGGUCAUUCGUAAGAGAUGCUUUACGUACACAAUUACAUUGUAUUUCUUAAUAAACCUG
This is a messenger RNA of Ylistrum balloti, 1283 nucleotides long. RefSeq names its product polycomb group RING finger protein 3-like. Gene Ontology annotation, cellular component: PRC1 complex. The coding region runs from base 83 to 1141 and encodes 352 amino acids. The transcript is spliced from 12 exons. Gene Ontology annotation, biological process: regulation of transcription by RNA polymerase II. Lineage: Eukaryota; Metazoa; Mollusca; Bivalvia; Pectinida; Pectinidae. The record is from RefSeq and is a predicted model, not a curated record.